Mercenaria mercenaria is the source of this 2703-nucleotide messenger RNA. RefSeq lists its product as uncharacterized. The record is from RefSeq and is a predicted model, not a curated record. The transcript has 2 exons. Bases 372 to 1283 code for a protein of 303 amino acids. NCBI's taxonomy places the organism in Eukaryota, Metazoa, Mollusca, Bivalvia, Venerida, Veneridae.
UUCAUUCUGUUAAAGUUAUUUUACGUAUUAUCAUGAUCAUGCAAAUUGUUAUCAAAACUGUAUGAUUUGAUAAACUGAUGAUAGUGUUACAUUAAUUACAAUAAUAAGUGUUUACAAAUUAAGGUUUUAUCAUUUGUACCAUUGCCAAUUUGUUCAUACAUGUUUAUAACUUAAGGUAGAUUGUCUUAUCACAGAUAUUAUAAAUCGAUACACACAUGUCACUAUGUUUAACUAUUUUUGUAAUAUAGGGGUAUUGCAUUACAAUUUUUAGAAAACAGUAAAACGAAAGUAGAAAUUAUUGUGUGAUUUUCGUAUGACUUGGAACAUAGUUUGGAACACAAACUAACAUCUGAUAUCUGAAUAACCGAAAAAUGGCAGGAAAAGACAUCAAAAUAUACCGUAAAAAGUUACUGAAAUUUCUUGUUGCACUGAGAGAUGUUGGCAUUGAAACCAAAUUCCACAUCUAUGAUAUUUUACUAGAUCCACUCAAGACAAGAAACCGUAAAAGUCAAUUUAUUGCUGUUGCUAUUGUUUCUAAAGAUGAAAUUGUAAACGAAAGUUUUUCAGCGUUAAAAGAUUUUACAGAUAACUUACAUAAUAUAGAAGACCCAUCAGUGAUAGUGUCAAAGGUCGUACAUCAUGAUCGCGUAGCGGUUGCAAUGAAUGCUGGUGAAAAAUACUUCUUCGAACAUGGCGAAUGCAGAAUAUUUGAUCCAUACAGACACUGUCUAUUCAAAAUCAUCGAUGAAGAAAUUUCAUCUAAUACAGAAAAGAAGAAGCGCAAGAAAAUAGCAAUAAUUGACAAAGGCGGACGUGGUGUGUUGGAAAAUAUGGAGAACACUUAUAUAAAAACAUUUAAUAAUUUGGAUGAUGCUGUAUUGCUGCUUUUCUCAUUUUAUAUCCCAUGUUCAAUUGACUUUCAUGAUUGCGCAAGAUUACUUCAUGAUUAUGUAAAAGCCUCUGAUCAUGAAAUGGCUAUUGGUUAUGAACAUGUCCACAAUCUUACAGACAAAAGUGUAUCUUUGAAAUGGCUUAACAUGAGAAAUGUAACAUUAUUUUGUAAUUCGGAAGUAGAAAGAGAAAUUAAUUAUCAAGUAUCCCCUUUGAUACGGGAACAAGAUGAAAACUGUUCCCUAGAAUGUGACAACAUGUAUGCUGGCGAUGAAGAUACGUUUGACGACUUUAUUGAUGAUAUUGAUGAUCUUAGGGCCUCAAAACAUUGGAGACAGUUUGAAAAGGGUCUAUGUAGAAAGAUUUUAAAGGAAUAUAAGAACUUUUAUUAAAUAUCUGGAAACCAAUACGCUUACAUAACAUCCAAAGAAAUAACUAAUUACACGCGGACAUGGCUAGUUUUCAAUCAGUGAGUUAAUAGUGUGUGAAACAUAACAACAUUGUUCCAUGGGAAAUGACGGAAAACAUAAUCAUGUUUAAAAUGACAACUGAUGACAUAUGCAAAGUGUAAAUUUACAUUUAACUGGUUAUUAUCAUCGGCUACAUAUUAUAAUUACGUCGAUAUUUUAUUUUUUUUUUUAAGUUAGAACUUAGGAGUAAGGUAUUUCACGAACGCCAUUAUGUUUCAUGAACACCAUCAAAAGUAAAUUCAUUUUAAAUAUUCGGCUAUUCUUAGAAUAUAAACCGAAGACAAAAAGUGAUAAAUCUGUCAUAGAACAAUUAAUGGCACCUUUUUAAAUUGAUACAAGUUAUAUCCUAUGAAGUAAAUGAGUUUUAAAAGUCCAUACUUAGAAGGGAGAAACUAUGAAGGAACUUGUGAUUUGUUUUUGGAAACGGGGCCCUGGUUUUUAUACCAGAUAACGGACUUUCAUCGGUUGAAUUUUGUAUAGUCUGUCUAGUGAAGCUGAAUGUAAUUAUAAUAAUCAUCAUGUAUGUCAAAACGGUAAAAUUUAUAUUAUUUUUGUUUAUAUCAUCGACUCGACUAAAAGGGGGAAAGAUAAAUUAAUUCUUUCGUUGUAAUCUGGAUUUGCAUGCUAGAUUAUUCUCCCUUGCCUGAAACAGAUAUCAAAUAAUGUAAAGUAGGACGAUAUUGUAGUUUAAGUAUAACUUCCUGGUUCAAUUUUGAAUUCUACAUAUUGUGUGGUUGAAAUAUUUCAGGUUAUUAUGUGAAUGCACGUUGGUUUUGUUUAGCUUGAAUAAAAUGCGACCGCUCAUUCAAAUUGAAUCCUGUCCUUGACAAAAAUAUCUUAUCGUACGUCGUAUGCUUUUGUAAAGCGUAAAACUACUAUUGUUUAACUAAACUGGCUUUAACUUACAAAAAUUAAAAAUAUCGUUAAAAGAUAAGCUAAACAUUCUGCAGUACUCUAUUUUAACCCAGUUAAACUAUACUAAAGUUACAAUAGCUUUCAAUUCAGUAUGAAUUGGAAUUUGAUAGGUAUCAAAUAUAAUCGUUUAAACAGGUUUGAUAAGGAUAAAAAUGUUAGAUAAGGAUAAACAGGUUAGAGAAGUAUAAACAGAGUAUAUGCUACUUCCUUUUAUUUUUAAGGCUAAAAAGAAUGCUUUCUUGGAAGAAGUGAAAGUUCAAAAUUGCAUUAUCAUUCGAUACAACGCUGAACUUCUGAAAUUCAACCCCAAUGACUAACACGUUUGCAGGGUUUCGUAUUAACAGAGUUAGAAAGGUUAGAGAGGAGUACUCUCAAACCAGGAAAAUGGAAAGUAGUUUAAUAAUAUAAAAUAAAACAAUAAAAUCAA